GGAUGUAUAAUGGUCCAAGAAGUGAAGGCAACAAAUUCCCAAUUGGCUGCAGAUGACUGAAGUCUGUCUCCACCCACAGACUCAGCACAGGCUGCUCAGCUGAUUUGGUUUAGUUGUUAGCAACUGUGCUAAUCUACAGACUUAAGCCAUUCCUGGCUCCGUGGAAAAAUACAGCAGGGAAGUGGCUGGCGAUACCUUGGAAAUUUUUUCUUUUUUUUUUUCUUCUUCUUCUUCUUUUUCUUUUUUUCAAGUGAGGCAGGCAGCAUGGUGCGCGGACCAAUCCGGCAGUGAUCAGAGCGCAGAGGAGCCGAGAGGAAACAGGCUUUUGUUGCCGUGAAAACCCGGGCUGAGAGGAAUACUCAUCACUUUUGCUGUCGCUGUGACCAACUCUCGUGGGAGUGGGGCUUCGUCAUGGAGGGGGAAUUUGUGGGAGGAAACAGCCUUGAUGUUCCCAGUCCAGAUAGCAAGUUGGUGAAGAAGACUCAACUGCUGGACCGUGGCCAAUGGGCGAGCAAGUUGGAGUUCCUACUGGCUGUGGCAGGAACCCUGGUUGGGCUGGGAAACCUCUGGAGGUUCCCCUAUUUGUGCUAUAAAAAUGGGGGAGGUGCAUUUCUAGUUCCAUAUGUCUUGUUUCUGCUCGCUUGUGGUAUCCCCAUGUUCCUCCUGGAGACGGCCAUGGGACAGUUUACAUCUCAGGGAUGUAUCACCUGCUGGAGGCACUUCUGCCCCCUGUUUGAAGGUCAGUGUACCGUGUAGAAACUCCUCAUAUUAUAUGUUGCAGAUCAGUGUGUAAAGAUGUACAAAAUGGACGUUAUAAAGGAAGCGUGUCACCCAUGGUUGGUGCUAAUAACAAGAGGUUGGGGGGCAAAUUGAUCAUGGGAAUGGUGAUUUUUGCUCGGUGGUUUUUGGAUAAUAUGCUGUAAGGAUGUACAGAGUCAGGGUAUUUUAUAUAUACCUACACGUAACGUGAAGUUAAUCUGCACCAAAUAAUCGAUAAAAACCUAUAUAGUAUGUAAUUUCUGCCACUCGGCGUCUCGCAACCAAAACAACAACUCAUUUUCGAUAAAGCUGAAACGAUUACUGGAUCGAUUCAUAUGAUUAAAACAAGAUUUCUGAUUGUUUUCAGCUUCUUAAAUGUGAAUAU
Molecule: messenger RNA, 1144 nt
Organism: Solea senegalensis (Senegalese sole)
Lineage: Eukaryota; Metazoa; Chordata; Actinopteri; Pleuronectiformes; Soleidae
Product: sodium- and chloride-dependent GABA transporter 3-like
Exons: 3
Coding region: 412-756 (114 amino acids)
Biological process (GO): sodium ion transmembrane transport
Cellular component (GO): membrane
Source: RefSeq, a predicted model, not a curated record